GAAGAAAUUACCGAAAAGUACGGACUCGAGGCGGGCCUGGCAACCUCGCUAGGAGAAAAGGACGGCGGCGAGUCCGCCAAGUCUUUGCUGAAAAAAUACGGCAUCGCAUAUCUCGCCACAAGCAUUCCGCUAGCGAUCGUGUCGUUCGUUAUAUGCUACGCACUGGUCGAUGGCGGCGUGGACGUGGCCGGACUCUUGUCCAGGGUGGGUAUUGAAGCCAACGCAGCGGGGGAAAAGGCCGGCACCUUCGCGAUUGCUUACGCCGCGCAUAAGGCCGCUUCGCCCAUCCGGUUUCCGCCCACUGUAGUACUGACACCGCUGGUUGCACAAUUGAUUGGGAAAGAACCAGACAAGGAG
Molecule: messenger RNA, 357 nt
Organism: Phaeodactylum tricornutum CCAP 1055/1
Lineage: Eukaryota; Bacillariophyta; Bacillariophyceae; Surirellales; Neidiaceae
Exons: 1
Cellular component (GO): mitochondrion
Source: RefSeq, a predicted model, not a curated record